AUGUCACUUGCCCCACGAUGGAAGAACCGCCGGAUCGAUAUGCUCGUACGAUAUCACGGAGUAUCUUACUUGGAAGAGACAAGCCGUGCAUUCCGGCCAAUCAGCUACCCUGCUCUCAUCUUGCCGCUGCAACCUCAUAAGCGAGCCAGGGCUAGAACGGGUAUCAAUCGGCGGGACACGGCCUCGCUACUCAAGGGGAGCCAGCCUGGCGGUGCGUACGAGUGCUCACGCGCGCCAGCCGGCACGCAGGGCAGUCGGCGAAAUGGAGACUGGGCGAAUCCGCCCCCGAAUCGCACAAUCGAACGAACCGGCAGCGGAAACCCGCCCGGCCGCUGGACAGAGGGAAAUCACGCGAUAAUAGCUGCUGCUGAACGAGAACAGACGUGCGAACACAGCACUAAGAACCUGGCGUCUUCGCUUGUCGCUUCUCUGGCCGGCUACCUUGCAACAGGGGUCCGGUCUGCGUCAUUCGCCUCCGAGGGACGUCUGGCUCAGGUGGUCUCAUCCCUGUCGGCCGGCGAGGCCACGGCUGCACUGAAGGAUAUUCGCAAGGUUAUUUGUUAG
This is a messenger RNA of Grosmannia clavigera kw1407, 564 nucleotides long. RefSeq lists its product as uncharacterized. The record is from RefSeq and is a predicted model, not a curated record. NCBI's taxonomy places the organism in Eukaryota, Fungi, Ascomycota, Sordariomycetes, Ophiostomatales, Ophiostomataceae. The coding region runs from base 1 to 564 and encodes 187 amino acids. The transcript has 3 exons.